Pelmatolapia mariae (spotted tilapia) is the source of this 1490-nucleotide messenger RNA. Its product is annotated as B-cell receptor CD22-like. NCBI's taxonomy places the organism in Eukaryota, Metazoa, Chordata, Actinopteri, Cichliformes, Cichlidae. The transcript has 7 exons. The record is from RefSeq and is a predicted model, not a curated record. Bases 46 to 1299 code for a protein of 417 amino acids.
UUUUUUAGUUUUUAUUGUCUCUAAAGUCAGAUAAGAGAACAGACUAUGAGUUUAACUGGUGUGAUGGGAAGAUUUGUUGUUGCCCUUCUCUCUGUGUCAGUGGUGCAGAGUCAGAGUGAAUAUGGAGUGACUUACACUGUCACUCACAUCUAUGCUGCAAAAGGAUCAACAGUGGACAUACAGUGCACCUACACAUACCCACCAAGAAAAAAAGAUCAAAGUACUGAAGUUCAAAAGAAGUUGUGGUACACUAAAUGGAUCAAAAACGUACCUGUGGAUCUAAUAACUGACCCAUACUACAGAGAUAGAGUGAAGUAUUAUUUUCAUGGGAAUAACUGCACUCUGAGAAUCACAGACCUGAGAGAGAGUGACUCAGCUAAGUACAUGUUCAGGUUUGAAACAAACCAGUCGGGUGGAAGUUUUAGUGGUUUAAAUGGAGUCAUUUUGUGUAUCACGGAUGCUCCAAAGCUUCUCUCUGUGUCAGUGAGUCCCUCUGCUGAGAUAGUAGAGGGCAGUUCAGUCACUCUAACCUGUAGCAGUGAUGCUAACCCAGCUGCUAAAUACACCUGGUACAAGGAGAAUGGUUAUGCACCUCUAAGUGAGGAACAGACUCUGUUUUUCCGCUCCAUUCAGUCUUCCGACUCUGGACACUAUUACUGCAUCACUAUAAAGAGCCUGGAGUUAAAGUGCUCUGGAUACAAAUUUAUUGAUGUGAAAUAUGCUCCAGAGCUUCCCUCUGUGUCAGUGAGUCCCUCUGCUGAGAUAGUGGAGGGCAGUUCAGUCACUCUGACCUGUAGCAGUGAUGCUAACCCAGCAGCUAGUUACACCUGGUACAAGGAGGAUGAAGACUCCCCUAAAACAUCAGAACAGAACUUCACCAUCAGCAACAUCAGACCUGAGCACAGUGGGAGUUAUUACUGUGUGGCCCACAACAACAAAGGGACUCAUAACUCCACCUUACAGCUGACUGUUGUAGCAGGAACAUGGAAGUUAACAGCUGCUGGAGUAACUUUUGCUGUUCUCCUCUCCAUCAUAGCCCUCUCUGUCUCCCUGUGGAUUUGGAAAUGGAGGUCCUCUAAGGAAUUAUUUCAACCUGGAAACAGAGCAGACAACAGAGAACAGAAACAGCCACAGGAUCAAGAAGACCUUCAGUAUGCCAGCAUCCAAUUCCCCAAAAUCCAGGCCGAUCCUCUCUACUCCAGCAUCAGAGGAACUCAGUCCCACAGACAUAUGAAGGAACAGGAGGUUAUCGAGUACACUGCUGUUAGAUUUAAGAGAGACAGUGGGGCCCUGAGGUGAAACAACUCCUCACACAGAAAUGUUCCCCACUACAAAGUGAACGGUUUGUGAAAUACAUAAACAACGUCAUUAGCCGUUUCUGGGUCCAAACUCCUCAUCAGGUCCCAAGGUCAAACAAACACUGUGGGAUCACUGAGAGCUAAAAACUGUCUAAAUUCUUUCAUCUGUAAUAAAAUGAUCAAUGUGGCUGC